Messenger RNA from Aspergillus glaucus CBS 516.65, 1594 nucleotides. RefSeq names its product zinc-dependent alcohol dehydrogenase. Bases 134 to 1480 code for a protein of 448 amino acids. The record is from RefSeq and is a predicted model, not a curated record. The transcript is spliced from 5 exons. Lineage: Eukaryota; Fungi; Ascomycota; Eurotiomycetes; Eurotiales; Aspergillaceae. Gene Ontology annotation, molecular function: oxidoreductase activity; zinc ion binding.
CUUCACUGUGAUGUCACACGGAAAACAGCCCGUACAAUGAAUCUUUUUAAAUGUCGGGGUAUCUCGACUUCAUUUCAGACGAAUAUAGGCACAAUUUUCUAUUUGAACAAGCAAGCACAUUCGAAUACAGAAAAUGGCAACAACACAAGCUGCGAAUGUCGCGGAACGCAUUGUCGGCCAUGGAGACAAUGCGGACAUUGCCACCGAUAUAACCAACUAUUCUAAGAACGAAGCCGGGCAAGAGACGGGUGAAAAGAUUAAGGCGACGAUAUGGACUGGAAAGAAGAGCGUGCAAAUCGUUGAAAUGCCCAAACCCAGGGUUAUCGACCAAGACGAUGUUAUUGUCAAGAUAACGGGGAGUACGAUCUGUGGAAGUGACCUCCACUUGUAUCAUGGUGUCAUCCCUCAAAUGCAGAGAGGCGACGUCCUGGGCCAUGAGUUCUGCGGUGUUGUCGAGAGCGCAGGACCAGGUGUGAAGAACUUCAAAACAGGCGAGCGUGUCGUUGCAUCAUUUCCCAUCGCUUGUGGUAAAUGCUUCAAUUGCAAGAAGAAGUUGACGUCGCAAUGUGACCGGACCAAUGCGAAUACUAUCGAGAAUGUGAUGUAUGGAAAGAGAACAUCGGGAUUAUUCGGAUACAGCCACUUCACUGGCGGUUUCGCCGGAGGUCAAGCAGAGUAUGUCCGCGUGCCACAUGCGGACAUGAACCUACUCGGACUCCCGGAUGAUGUCCCUGACGAGAGAGGACUCUACCUAUCAGACGUGCUGUCAACAUCAUGGCACUGUGUCGUCGACACAGGCAUCAACAAAGACGAUGUCGUCGCCGUCUGGGGCGCAGGACCAAUCGGCCAAAUGGUCGUUGAAUUCAGCUUCUACCAUGGCGCCAGCAGAGUAAUCCUCGUCGAUGGGGGAGACGCAUCCUGGAGACUGGAUUUGGUCAAGUCCAAGAUUCCUCGUGUUGAGCUGCUUGAUUUUACGAAAUUGCCAAAAGGCGAGUCGGUUACUUCGCAACUCAAAAAGAUGGUUGAUCAUGGGCCAGAUGUAGCUUUGGAUUGUACUUCUGGCGAAUACGCCAAGGGAUGGGCUCAUUACUUCGAGACUCUCUUGGGAAUGGAGACGGAUACUUCGGAAAUGUUGAACGAGAUGAUCACUGCUCUACGACCGUUUGGACGGAUUGGCGUGACGGGUAUUUAUGCUGGAUAUACAAAUCACUUCAAUAUCGGCGCCAUAAUGCAAACCGGAAUCCGAUUAAUCGGCAACGGCCAAGCCCCAGUCCACCGAUACUGGGAGCAUUUGCUCGAUCUCGUUCGACGCAAGGAAAUUGAGCCAUUGAAGAUGGUGACACACCGGGUACGCCUGGAGGAUAUGGAAAAACUGUAUCAACAGUUUGAGAAACGGGAGAAUGGUAUCCAGAAGGUUUUCGUGGCGACCAAGUACUCUGCGCCGCCGUGCCCUGGGGCGCCGGCUUUGACUGAGUUGUGAGUGCAUUGUUUUUGGUUACGGGGCAAGGAUGGCUUGCAGUUUCGAUUGCGAUGUAUGACUAUCCAGAUGGAAAUGUGUACUAGUAGCGUAUUUGAAUUAAUGAUAAGUUUUUAC